This is a messenger RNA of Lingula anatina, 4737 nucleotides long. RefSeq names its product BAR/IMD domain-containing adapter protein 2. Lineage: Eukaryota; Metazoa; Brachiopoda; Lingulata; Lingulida; Lingulidae. Gene Ontology annotation, biological process: plasma membrane organization; actin filament bundle assembly; actin crosslink formation. Gene Ontology annotation, molecular function: protein binding. Gene Ontology annotation, cellular component: cytosol; nucleoplasm. The record is from RefSeq and is a predicted model, not a curated record.
UCUGACCUAUACGCAAAUCACACUCGGCUGUGAACAGACGAUGCGGUAUGACUCAAGCGUAGACUCCGUUUUAAAUUUGUGAAGACGACCCACAGAAGGCACAAAACACAUAGUCGAAAUGUUGGAAAGUAUAGAAUUAAGCAGGAGGACGGAGGCAAUUUAUAAGAAUUUAUUGGAAAACUACCACCCAUCUGUCAGGCAGCUUAUCACUGCAGGGAGAGCAUACCAGAAGGCACUCCAUGGUGUGUCUCAGACAGCAAAGGCAUAUUUCGAUGCAAUCACUAAGGUGGCUCAAGGAGCAAACAACCAAAUAGGAGCAGUCGGAGACAUAGGCACAGCCUUAGCAGAGAUAGCAAACACACACAGGGAAAUUCAGAAAGAUGUGGAAGAAAAUAUCAAAACAUUUCACACAGAACUGUUGAUACCAUUAGAAAGUAAGAUUGAUGGGGACAAUAAAGUUUUACAGGUCAUAGAAGACAAAGACAAUUUUUUUAAUGCUAAAGUUCAGACAAGUCUUCAUUCUAUAUAUUUCUUAUGUGAACCUGGCCCAUGGGAAGGCACAGCCUUAGCAGAGAUAGCAAACACACACAGGGAAAUUCAGAAAGAUGUGGAAGAAAAUAUCAAAACAUUUCACACAGAACUGUUGAUACCAUUAGAAAGUAAGAUUGAUGGGGACAAUAAAGUUUUACAGGCAGAACAAAAAAAGUAUGGCCAAGCACAUAAGAUGGUGAUGCAGCCACAUGAAAAGGCAUGCAUUAAUCUUAAAAAAUGCCAGAAGAAGAGUAGAGGAAAGGGGAUAGCUGAUCCCAGAGAAAACCAGUAUAAGCAUGCAGUGCAAGAAACAAGCAUCAAGCUGGAAAACUUCAGAAGUUCUGGCUUCAAACAGGCUCUGUUGGAAGAAAGGAAGAGAUACUGUCUUAUAUUGGACAGAAUUUCCACAGUAAUGAAGAGGUUCUCCUCACAUCACAACCAAUCCCAUGAUUUGCUAAGUCACAGACUCCCAGAGUGGGAGAAUGCCUGCAAAAACCCUGGCACCCUACCUCCCCCAGUAGAAGCCAUGACGAGACUUGGAAGACAGGAUUCAUAUGGUAACACAUAUGACAUGCGCGAUGACAUGAGCUCUUACAGUGGAGAGGAUAUGGGACGUAGAAGAAAGGGGACAGAUGCCAACAGCACCGGCAGUCAUGAAAAUAGGAUGCCAAAUGGAAGGCCAACAUCCUCUGUAGAGUUCACUGGACAAUAUCAUGGAGGAGCUAUGACACUGCCCAGAGAGAUGUCACUGCCUCCAUCUGGUGGUAGUGGCUUGUCUUGUGUGAGAGCGCUGUUUACACAUGUAGCAGAACAAGACAGUCAGCUCAGCUUUACUGAAGGGGACAUCGUGGUCCUGAUAGGCGAGGAGAAUAAGGGAUGGCACUAUGGAGAGAAUACCAGGACAGAUAGACGGGGCUGGUUCCCAGUGUCCUUUACAGAGAAAGUUAACAGAGCACCUAACAGGAGCAAAACCAUGAUGCAGAGAGUGCGCAGUAUGGGGGACUUAUUGGCAGACGAAUCUGACGGCAGUGACUCUGGAGUCAGUCCAGAUCCACGCAGCAGAACCAUGCCUAAGCCAUAUGAAGAUGGCUACAUAGGGAAGAGCAUGAUGGAAUCAGAUCAGUCUCCAUCAACUCCACAACCUUUGCCCCCUCCGUUACCAGACAUUCCCCCACCUGCCCACCCACCUCAGUUGGAAGGGGGGUAUGCUGUACCCCAUAUGGGUACCAAGACAUACUCAGUUGUGCCACUUGGGCAGCAAGGAGGUUACUAUAGACAUCGGGCACAUCACCAGAAUCAUGGAAAUGACUAUGAUAGAGAUGCCAAUAUAAGCUACUCUGGUGGACCAAUGCAUAAUAGCAGGCCAUCAAACAACUACCAUUCCAACAGUAGUCAUAGUAAUACAAACACUGGACUUAAAGCUUAUCAUCAACAUCAACACAGUGGUUCUUACUAUGGUGAUGGGACUCCCUCUAUUCAGCCCGUGAACUCUAGGCACAGUUAUUACGAUCAUCAUCUCCACCAUCCGAAACAGGAGAAUAGAAGCGCAGUCAGCGUGAACGGAACACAUGAUGAUGGGGGAUACGGUCCUAGUGUUAGUGGUGGGAGCAGUGGCGUUGGUGGUGGGAAUGAUUCUUACAACAACGAUACAGCACAGUUCCAUGCCAAGAGUACCCCUGACAUCAGCCAACUGACCCCAGGAGGGCCGCCACCCCCUCCACCUCCACCAAUCGCAGACAAUCACAAACAACCUCUUCCUCCUCCGCCUCCUUCCUCUCUCCAUCCAAAUGGACAGCCAGGUCACCCUCAGCGUCCUGGUGGCUACUCCCCAGCCAGCCAUGACCCUAAUGGUUACAGCAGGCAUUCUCCUUACCACUCCCAGCAUCAGGGGGCCAGCCCAGGGCGACCCAGGUAUUAUAAUAACCCUCAUAUGUCGCAGGAUCGCCAGAGUGACAGGUCUUCGUCUAGGGGGAGCUCAGCCAUGGAGGAUCCCUACGGGAGAGCCGGCCACCAUAACUCCCCUCCCGCUGCAGACUACAGUGAUGAGGAUUCCCAGAAAAACAAUCCAUUCGCCAAUGUCAAAUUGAAGAAAACUGCUACAAAUGAUCGCUCUGCACCUCUUGUACCUGGAGCCAGGUAAACAAAUGAAAGACCAAGUUGGGCAGCAUGCCUUUAACACAAGAGAAACCUGAUAAUAGAUAUCAAAAGAAAAAGUCUCCUUUUGCUCAUUUUGGGAAGAUAGGUUUCACAGGGGAUGGUCUGUAGGUCUUACAGGAAGACAUUGGUUUAAGUCAGCAGAUUGUUCUAUUAUUCUCUGGAGAAGGGUUAAAUUGAGAGUUGUAAGAGUGCUUUUCUAUUACAGUUGUAAAUAAAUACUAAAUUGUGUGUACAAAUUGAUGUAGGCAGAUUGCACAAGAUAUCAAACAUGUAAGGGAACAUACUUGGUGCCUCCAGUUUCAGAGUUUUAUGGAAACUCCUCAAAAAUCAGCAUCUGUAAGCUAUUUGCUAUAGCAAAGAUCUGAGGAAAUUCCCAAUGUGAAUCCGGGGAAUUUUCAGGUUCUUUGAACAAAUAAAGAGUUCAUAAACUUUUUCUUAUAUUUUAUUUUAUAAAUAAGAUGUCACCAUAUUGAAUAUAAUCCUGGUAAUCUAUGCAGGUUUUGAGGUUUCGUCAAAUGUUUUUCUACUCUAAAUCCAUUUCUGAUUCGUAUUAUCAUUUUAUUUUGGGGAUUUCUUAAAAAAUUAUUCUGAUUUAGUUAACAAGGAAAAGGUUUCAACUGUAAUUACAUUUUGAUGACUAAAUUUCUGUUUGUAAACAUAUAUAUUUGUCAUCACAUAAUCAUUUCAUACUUGUACUUGUUAUGUAUUAGUGUAUUAUAUUUUCUGUAAAGAUUAUAACUUGUCUGAUACUAGUCAUUUUAAGAGAAAAUGUGUGUAAAGUCUCAUGUCAAAAUAAUGUAAAUGUCUUUUGAUUUAUACCAAACUAUGUGCAACUUCUUAAAACUGAUUCUGGAAAAAUGAUUGUGAAUUUUAUGUUUUUGUUUGAUGAAAAGGUGUGGUUUCAAGCAUUCAGCAUUUAAUGUUUUCUGCUCUGCACAUUCCUCAGACAAAGAAAAAUGGUCAGAAUUUAGCUGAAUUGCUUCUAUUUAAAUGGUAUUACUUAAUUUUAAUGUUUUUUAUUUCUCUCAGACUGAUUUUUAUAACACUGUGAUAAUUGCAGAACAAAAUAGCAUAUAUUAAGCACUUGGUACAAAAGUGUUUUUUUUUUUUUUUUUUAGAAUAUUAAGUUUAAUAGUUCCAAUUAUUUGUGUCAGCAGUGUUUUGCUAAAGUUUUUUAUAACCAUCGCAAAGUAAAAUUGUUUUAAAACAAAAAUGUGGCAUUCAUUCUUAUAUAGCAUUACAUUUUAAUAUACUAUACACAUUUAUAUUUUCAUUACAAAUGAUAGUCCUUUUACAUCAGGUGCUGCAACCUUAGCAGGUGGCUGGAGAGAAGUAUAAAGUUUUGAAUUUAAAUCUUAUUUCUAUUAUUGUUUUAGUAUCUUUCUUAAAGCUUUUAUUUUAAGGCUGUCGCAGUAAGAAUUUUUAAGGGGAACACGAGACAUGCACAUAAUUAAGUGCAAUAAUGCACACUUUCAGAACAGUUCAAUAUGAUCACAUACCAGCAUUUUAAGGCAUAUUUUUCAGACUUUAAGGGAUCAAUUAUUCAUGCUGAAUGCGUAAUGAAAGAAGUGGUUAAUUAUCAGUUCAGGCAUAUAACUCUGCAUUCUUUUGUAGCGAGUUCAAACUAUUAAUAUGAAAUAUGCUGACAAGACAUUUUCAUUGUUAGUUCUUAAGAGUGGAAUAGGCAAUUCAUAUUUUAAGCCUAAAAUAAGUGAAUGAGUUUUAUCAUUGUUUGGUCAUCUUUUCUGAGCUGAUACUUUACAACCCACAGCAAUGAGUGAUCUCUCUGUAAUUUUAAUAUUACAAUACUGACUGUUGGAAAAUGUGCCACGGUUUUACUUGGCCAAACUGCUCCUCUAGUCAACAUAUGUUCAAAAACAUGAACUGUUUCAUUCUAGUCAGAUGAAACAAAUUCUUAUUUUUCAAGUUUCAGUGUGUAAAUAAUCUAGUCAGUAUUUUUGUCAGGUAUUUAUUAGAUGAUUACUAGUCAAAUGGAAUGACUUUUUCUUGCUCAUGCUUCAUUAUGUAACAAAACGUAAAAAAAUAAAU